UGUGAGCUCUUGUCUCUGCUAUACAAAAUGUGAUUGUAUCUUGUUUUACCUAGUACGUUAAUCAGAAACAACUUCUUUGUUUGGCAUCGUAACUCGGCUUUGUUUACAGUACACUUGCUUUCAAACACAACAGUAGUAAUGAAUAGAUACAUCUAUAUUUAAACGGGCCCCAUUCUGUAAACCUUUCUUUCAAUACAUCAUCUUUAGAGGCCACACUUCUAUCCUUUCAAGCAAUAACAGUUUCUAUCCUAAAAGGGCCAAUAGACAAUUCACGCUCAUUACUAAAACCACUACUUCGCCUGCGCAAAUACAAAAUUCAAAAUGGCCAGCUUCCUCAUCAGCUGUCUGGAACAACUGUACCAUAUACUCUCAGUCAUAAACUUCAUCAACAUUCUCACGAUAGAAACCUCCGCAAUGGAAAACUCCACGACUAACGAAGCUCCACCAAAGACGCCUAGCACAGAGCCUAGUGUAGAGCCCGAGGAGGAUAUUGAAUAUGAGGAUAUGGGUAUGGCUGUUAUGGGCAUCGAACAUGUUCAGCUGUAUAACGCAGGCGGCUAUCAUCCGGUCCACCUCGACGAUAUUCUCAUCAGCCGGUUUGAAGUAGUCCACAAACUUGGUAGUGGUGGCUUCGGUAUCGUUUGGCUCUGUCGCGACUUGAAGUUGGGCAAGUGGAGGGCAGUUAAGAUCAUAGUUGCCAAUCGUUCGUCUGAUUGUGCUGAAAAGAAAAUCUACGAUCGUCUGCGAAAUCGAUAUACCCUAGAAGAGCUCGAAGAACACCACAUAACAGUACCCUUGGAGGAAUUCUGGAUAGAGGGCCCCAAUGGUCGCCACCUUUGCCUCGUAAUGCCAGUGCAUGGCUCGACGGUCGCAAGCUGGCGUAUGUCUAUGAGAGAUUGGCAAGAGGGGGCCGAUACGACCUCCAAAAACGUAUGCUCUCAGAUCAUAAAAGCUGUAGGCCUUCUGCAUAGAGAGGGUAUAUGCCACGGGGAUCUCAGACCAGACAAUAUUCUCAUGAAGUUAGAGGGGAUUGAUGGCUUGAACAAGGAGCAAGUUCUGAAUCUCAUGGGGGAACAUGAUCUGUAUGAAAUCGGGACUGUUUCGGGCAACCCACCAGGCCCAAGAGCUCCAGAAUAUUGCGUUGUGCGGGCAGAAUCUGAUUGGUGCGAGACCAUGUCUACCAAGUCUAUCACGAUAGUGGAUUUUGGGGAGUCCUUCUUCAUCGACAACCCCCCAAAAACUACUGGUAUUCCAAAUCUCUACGCCGCCCCUGAGAUCAUGUUUGAAGAUUCGGGAAUCCCUGGACUUUACAGUGAUAUAUGGUCAUUGGCCUGUACAUUAUUUGAAGUUCGUACAAACGAGCCUCUAUUGUAUUCCUAUAUCGGUGGCUCGAGUCUCCCUAUAGCCGAACUCGAACUAUAUGUUGGUCUAUUGCCACCAGUAUAUGGAGCAGCUUAUUCCAAAAUGCUCGGCGAAUAUCUAAGGAAAUACAGGAGAGCGCCCAGUGCUCCCGCAGUUGAUCAUGAGGCGGAAUCGAAUGCAAAUUUAAACUCAACUGAAGAUGGAGAUAAAUUUGCAGAUCAAGAUGACGAUGAUCAGCAUAAAAACAUCGACAAAGACAACAGUCUGUAUGAAAACAAGGAUGAAGAUGAUGAAGACAAGCAUGAAAGUGAAUCUGAAAAGAAGUUGAGACAUAGAAGAGAAGAAUUUACCGAGGGAAGCGGAUAUUCAGACGUAUUGGAAGCUAGAUUGGGGGAAGAGAGACAAGUAAUCCGUAAAUUUCAAGACCCCAAGUACCUACCACCGGAUGAUGGCUCGGAAUACAUCAAGUGGCAAUAUUCACGGAAAGAAGUAGUGGAGUUAGCUGAUCUAUUGCGAAAAAUGCUGAAAUACGACCCAUCUGAGCGUAUCAGUAUGGACACUGUCAUUUCACAUCCUUGGGUUGGGUCAACAACAAAAGAUGGAUUUCUCGGAUUUCAGGUUGAGGAUACAAAAUUCUGUUGGACACGGCCAUCCUGCACUUUUCUGUAAGAUAGGUAUUAGGUUAUUAUUAUUGAGGUACUUAGGUAGUUAGACUUCUAAAUGGGACUUUAGAAUAUAUUGGUUUGGUUAU
Hypoxylon fragiforme is the source of this 2113-nucleotide messenger RNA. Its product is annotated as kinase-like protein. NCBI's taxonomy places the organism in Eukaryota, Fungi, Ascomycota, Sordariomycetes, Xylariales, Hypoxylaceae. Gene Ontology annotation, biological process: regulation of mRNA processing; protein phosphorylation; spliceosomal complex assembly. Gene Ontology annotation, molecular function: ATP binding; protein kinase activity. The record is from RefSeq and is a predicted model, not a curated record. Bases 322 to 2031 code for a protein of 569 amino acids. The transcript has a single exon.